CUAAAUUCUCAAAAAGAAAACAACAAUUAAUUCUUCAUCCAAAUUGGUUGCGCGUGACUCUCCCUCCUCAAAUCUUCCCCAAUCAAAAUUCCAAAUCCCCACCGCCCGUCGAUUCGGAACCUCAGAGCUCAAAUCACUGUCAUUUCCCUCAAUCGCACGAAUUCGAUCCGGCGGCGAGGUGAUGGCCGGCGCUGAUGCUGAUGCUGCGGCGACUCUCCGUUCCGCGCUUGCACCUGCAAACCUGUCGCUCGUUUCCGCCCUUCUCGCGUGUGCAAUUGCUCAGUUCCUCAAACCUUUCACUACUUGGUUGAAGGUUAAAAAAUGGGAUUCUAGAAAGAUGGUUAGCUCAGGUGGAAUGCCAUCAUCACAUUCAGCGACUGUCACUGCUCUAGCAACUGCAAUUGGCUUGCAAGAAGGAGUUGGGGGGGCAUCAUUUUCCAUUGCAGUUGUCUUGGCAUGUGUUGUGAUGUAUGAUGCUACUGGCAUCAGACUUCAUGCUGGUCGGCAAGCUGAGUUAUUGAAUCAAAUUGUGUGUGAAUUGCCUCCUGAUCAUCCUGUUGCUAAUGUCAGACCUCUUCGAGAUUCGCUAGGCCACACUCCACUGCAGGUUGUUGCUGGUGCUUUGUUGGGAUGUAUGGUGGCAUUCCUCUUGAAAAUUACCACAUGACGGUGUUUAACUUUCCAUUGAUAUAUCAAAAUCGCUUAUAAAUCUUGUGAAGAAAUGGAAAAGAAAUGACGAGAACAUGAAGAAUCUGCGGUGAAGGUUUUAUUUAUGUAAAGCUGGUUUGAUUUAGAUGUGAUCCUGUUACUAGUCGGAUAUUCAUUUAAAUGACAUUGUGAAAUUGUGUAUAGUAUAGGGUUCGUUAAAGUUUCUCUUCAUAAUGUUCCUGAAUGUUUUUGCCGCGUCUAGCAUGUUUUACGGGUUCGUUUA
Salvia miltiorrhiza (redroot sage) is the source of this 931-nucleotide messenger RNA. RefSeq lists its product as uncharacterized. The coding region runs from base 182 to 667 and encodes 161 amino acids. Lineage: Eukaryota; Viridiplantae; Streptophyta; Magnoliopsida; Lamiales; Lamiaceae. The transcript is spliced from 5 exons. The record is from RefSeq and is a predicted model, not a curated record.